GACAUGGCGGUUCUGGCCGGCAAUAGGGUAGAGCGAAAUCCCGGCCCACCCACGCAUGCACGCAUGAUCGCCAGGGGCCGUCGAAGCCUGCCAACCUGUCAUUGAUGCUUCGCUCACAAAGCGGUGAUAUAUUGGAAGAUUCCCAUGUCGAUAACAUGCAUACUUGGGAUGGACUGGAUGAGGUUCUGCGACACAGUUCGGCCUUUGCAUGUGACAUCCCUUGCUCCUGAAAGGCACGGGCUUAGUCAAGCCGCCCUAGCCGUCCUCAGCGCAACGGACGACGAUCGGACCUACAUCAUCAGCAACAUCUCCGCCGGGCUUGUUUCGUCGGCUGUAGGAGCGUAUCUCCAUUGUGUCUCCACUAUACGACGCUGAGGAUGAGGAUGAGUUGCGCACGGAAUGCCGCAAGAAGCUACUCAGAUGGGACGCGAAUUGCUUACCUCUUCCCCUCACAGCA
Cucurbitaria berberidis CBS 394.84 is the source of this 457-nucleotide messenger RNA. RefSeq lists its product as uncharacterized. Bases 145 to 375 code for a protein of 76 amino acids. The transcript has 2 exons. The record is from RefSeq and is a predicted model, not a curated record. Lineage: Eukaryota; Fungi; Ascomycota; Dothideomycetes; Pleosporales; Cucurbitariaceae.